Molecule: messenger RNA, 4631 nt
Organism: Varroa destructor (honeybee mite)
Lineage: Eukaryota; Metazoa; Arthropoda; Arachnida; Mesostigmata; Varroidae
Gene: Invadolysin
Product: leishmanolysin-like peptidase, invadolysin
Biological process (GO): proteolysis; cell adhesion
Cellular component (GO): membrane; cytoplasm
Molecular function (GO): metalloendopeptidase activity
Source: RefSeq, a predicted model, not a curated record
GUAGAUCUAAAACUGCUACCGAUCAGGUUAAGCCGAAUGCAGCGUAUCUACCCAGUACGUUUAUAUGUUAAGACCUGAUCGGAACCUGCCCUCCACUGUGAUCGUAUGCCACUUGCACAGCGCGUGCCAUGCAUCAUGGAUCAGCAUCGAAGCACCUUCGGCGCGGUUUUCAACAGGUGUCUCAAUGGGUCAGACCCAUUUUAGUGUCUUGAUCUAGGGCGGCUGUUUCUGCCGCAGCUUUCAAAUCAGGACAUUGGGGCGAACGUGCUAAAAGUUGGCGUUAUCUUUAGACAUCAUCCAGGCAUCCCUACGAUUGAACGUAUCUGGACCUGCGCCACCGCGCCACGGUCUGAACACUACGGAAGAUACCUGCAGCGUAGACUGGAUUCCAUCUUAAACAGGAACGAUUUGUCCUGCAAGGUACUAGAACAAUGUUGGUAGGUUCGUCUCUCUGGGGGCCUCUUCUGGUCCUCGCCGGGGUGACCGCAGUAGCCCACAGUCGUUCAGCAUCUAACUUGAUAGCUACAGCUAUGGGCAGGGCGAGCGCAGCACUUCACGCCAGGGGUGAUCACAUAUGUAGUUAUAAGCCUCCACGGUUACAGGACCCGCUGCCUCCGAUAGACCUCGGAGAGCAUCGGAUGCGCAGGCGCAAACGAAGACACGAGGCACCGCCACUAAGAAUUCGUUACUUUUAUCACAACGAGAGCAUAAGCAGAUUAGACCCGGAAAAGUUCCGCCUGAUAAACGAGCGUAUCCUACCGCAAGCUGUUGAAUACUGGAGUACGCAUCUUCGGCCGCGCUAUCCACUCACAGUUCCGGCAAGGUUAAACAGACGCUGUCCAGAAGAUAAAGUGUUCUUCGUACAAGGGGAUCCAACACCGUUCUGCCGGGAGCGCUGUGAAGCCGUCAGCCUGUGUGGGGAAGUUCCGGUACCCGCCGAACAUUUGGGGCCUUGCCGCGUAUGUAACUUCUCGGGUUUGAACUGUCAAGUUCUUCCCGACGAAGCGACGAACGAGGCCGCGCGGAAUGUAACCGUACAAAAGGGUGUACCAGAUGCGGAUUUCGUUCUGUAUGUAUCCGCAAUCGAAGGCGAAAAAUGCACUCAGGGGGAAACAAUCGCAUACGCAGUUCACUGUCAGCAGGAAACGGACUUCGACCGUCCGAUUGCCGGACACGCUAACCUCUGUCCUUCAACGCUACUUCCUGACGAACAGCAUAUUCGUACGCUUUUAUCUACUGUAAAACACGAGGUGCUUCAUGCGUUGGGCUUUUCCGUAAGCUUGUUCGCGUUCUUUCGAGAUGAUGACGGCAAACCACUCAGUGAACGAAUUACGGCUACCGGACGGCCGGAUAUUGACGAGGAGUUAAUGGUUCACCGAUGGAAUGAUCGAAUUGUGCGUAGCGUUGACAUGCCCUGGUUGACAACAGCUGGUCUCUUAACAAAGAAACGCUACUACGUCGUUACCCCACGGGUGCAACAAGCAGUUAGAGAGCACUUCCGUUGCUCUGAUCUCAUAGGCGCUGAACUUGAAGACCAGGGGGACGAUGGAACACGUUUGACGCACUGGGAAAAGCGAUUGUUUGAAAAUGAAGCUAUGACUGGCACCAACACACAGAACCCGGCCUAUUCACGCAUAACCUUUGCAUUGAUGGAAGACACCGGAUGGUAUUGGGCGUCUUCCGGUUAUGAUCCGCUUCAAUGGGGUCGGAAUCUUGGCUGCAAUUUUACCAACAUGUCCUGUUACGAGUGGAUGAGAUUGCGCCGUUUGCAGGGCCAAAGCCCUGCGCCCUAUUGUGAUUCUGUUAAAAGAAAUCCACUACGUACAACAUGUACAGCUACCCGAAGCGCUGUCGCGCUCUGUAAUCUCGUUCAUUACUUGACAAAGCCUCUUCCGAAAGAAUAUCGAUUUUUUGAGCAGAUCGAUGGAAUCGGUGGCGACUACGCGGCAAGUUUUGGUGGUUCCGUCGCACUUGCUGAUUAUUGCCCUUUUGUUCAGGAGUUCACUUGGCAGAAUUCGGGUCGGAACAGCGAUUGUUCGUAUGAGACUAAUCAGCCAGAUAGGGGUAAAAAUUUUGCCCUCGAACGAUAUGGCCAACAUUCAGCUUGCUUCGACACCGGACGCUGGAAAGAAUCGACAUGUGAGCAAGUCCGACACUGGCAAAGUUGGGGCUCUGCAUGUUAUCAGUAUCGUUGUCAUGAUGGCCUACUUGAGAUAAUUCUAAGCUCAAAUGCGUCCAUUCGUUGUCUCUACAAUGGGCAGAAGUCCUAUGUUCGAAUUGUCGAUGAAGAUGCAUGGCUACACACGUCACACAUCGUAUGUCCGGCCUGUGAAGAGCUUUGCUCUCCGGAAGAAUGUCGACCCGUCGAGGAACUGGAUCUGGUUAACGCGAUCGAUUCGGACGAAACAGCUUACCAGCAGAGCCUGAAAUGUUAUGCCUCGCCUCUGGCGCCGUCGGCAUGGCUUGGAGCAGUCUCUUCGUUACUGCUGUUGACUGCAGGGACGAUCUGACGUUGCGAAGAUCAUAACCAAAGGCCCGAGUCCUUAUGAAGCGAAACCGAAAUGCCGAUAGAGCAACCACGAUGUUGAUGAACUCGAAAUCGGACAUCCCUCAGGUACCAAAGGAAGAAGAGAUCGUAGCUGUGUGAAUAACAAAGCAGACAGCCCUGACUUGCCUAGUGUCACUGACUUGACGUUUGGCGGGAUGGAACUAUAUAAGGGAAUACCAUGUAGAAAUAUUAUUAUUAUUAUUAUUAUUAUAUUAUUAUUAUUAUUUCAAAUAGAAAGCCUAACGAAGACAUCCUAGUAUAGUAUAAUAGAGAUUUUUGUUAUUUUCUAGAUUGAUUUUGCGCAAACAAGUUAGUUUGGUGAAAAAAAAAAAGCUGCAUUAACCGAAAUGCACGCGGUAGCGUAAUUCCGGUGUUUUCGAGCAAGUACGUGUGUAAACACGUGUACAGAAGUGCUAUGACUCUCCCAAAGAGCAUAAUGGGACGCAAUUUGUAUAGUAUUAUAUUCUACGAAGGGCUGGAGUGCGCCUGCUCAACUGAGAAUACAAAUAACAGGACACAACCAUAAUGUUAGGAUGAAUUUAGCAAGUUUUAAUGGGACAGCAAACCCUUACCGUCGAAAUGUUACGAGGAAAUAAUUUCAAAUAAUUUUAUUAGCAAAUAAACAACGAGCAGCUUUAGUUGUUACGAUUUAAUUUUCUUUGUCCGCUUUUGUGAUCGUAAUUCCAUUCAAUUUCUGGCUCAGUUAUUAUGAGUAAUUCUAAAUAUAGUAGUACUAUAAUUUAUCAUUUAUUAUUGUCAUUAUAUUUAUGGCCUUCCUUUUGCCAAUGCCAGAGAGAUUUCAUUCAUAAGGGUAGCCUGAAGAGCGUACGCGAAAGGGCAGCACCUAAGCCCGCUAUGCACAGACAAUGCUUAAUAACUAUAUAAUCAUAAUAAUAUAGAUUGAAUAUUCUACCUAUGGUAAGGGCGGCGGUAGGGGCUAGUAAAAAGCUAGCUAGACUUGUAUGAAAACAACCUAAUCGAAGUUGCCAGUAUCCGAGAAGUUAUAUUUACCUGUGUUGCUACACGAGAUAAAGUAAACCCGAAUAGAAAUGAAUAACCCAUCAUAACAACCUCUUUCAGAAACAAUUAUUUUAAGUGGGAGUUGCGUCUGAGCCAAUCUUCUGAUUAUGUAUGUCUGUGUUCUAGCAUCAGUAGAUCGAUAGAGUAUAGCAAGAUCAGAUAGUUUGUGUUGGCGGUAACAAACAUGCAAAUACUCGCGCUUCGUGCUAUUCUAGUGUUUUAAAUCGUCAAGCCAUUCUACGGACUACGGGACGGAAGUGAAGAAACGAAUUGUUCCUAUAACACAAAUAUACGUUAUACUGUUUUUUUUUCCAUGGACAAAAAUUGACUACGACCUCAUUUUAGGAGCACACAGCUAUCGUGUAGGACGUUUCAGGUCGUUUCCGUCGGCUCUUUGUGUUCCUAUCAACACCUUGCCGAAUGGCAUUGUCGUACAUAAAAUAACCAUAUACACUGAAUAAUAGUUAUUAUGUUAGAACGUAGGUGAUAGAAGAACUCCACUGUAACACCAAUAAAAUACAUUGCCGCUUUUGAGCAAUAAUAUCUGUAAGAUAUAUAUAUAUAUGUAUAAUAUAGUUGUGACGCUAUAGAUUCAUCUUCGUCAGUGAUUUUCUAUUUAUUUUCAUCUUAUAAAAUACGGUGCUAAGAACAGUAAGCAAGCUUUGCCCCGCCGCAGCUAACUAACCCAUCGCAAUGUUAUAGAUAACGUAGUAUAGCGUCGUUAUUGCGAAGCGUCCUGACAGCAGGAAUUCGGUAGCUAAGAAAAGUAAGAUUAUUAUCUCAUUAAUCAUUGUACUAUCGUACGACUUCACGGAAGUACGUAAAGCUCGUUAAGAAGACUCGAAGAACAUACCUCACUACAAACAUCCCAUACGUAAACUAUUGUGUAAUUGCGUUGCGUCAAUAGCUGCCAUGUUUAAACGAGGAAUAUAUUUUUGGAGGAUAAGACGAUUUUCUAAAUGUUAAAUUGAGUCCAUUUAAUAAAAACAACGUAGUUAAUAAACAGUGUGUACAUUUAAAGAAAUCCUCCUAUAAAAAUAAUAACCCAAUAAAAAUAAUAAAG